AUGGAUGCUGUCACUGCCAUCAUAUUUGCAUUUGAUGCCAACGUGAUGAAUCAUUUAAUGAACAAUAUCUUUGUGGGUUCAGUAGCUGAGCUUGCUGAAGAGAAGCCAGCCAGCUCAUUAGCCCUGAAGAAGCUGACACGUAAUAAGAGGAACGCUGUUGCACACUACCAACGCUUGCCUGAAUCCUGGUACAAGUACUACGUGGAUACCCACAACCAGGAAGGAAUUGAGAGUUUAGAUCAGCUCUACUUGAUCUACCUGCAGAAUAAGCGCCAGGCUGAGGGGGACAAUUCCUACAAGCAUUACCUCGCCCGCCUGAGUGAAGUCUACAAGACCUGUGCUAAAUCAGAUGACCCUGACUGCAUUCCAGAAUAUACCAGUAAAUCUCCUAGUCCCAUUCUACUCCCAAUGCGUAUAAAAUCUCCAUCUGGAUACCAUUAUUAUGCCCCAGCACUGGAGUCUUUUCUCUCAAAUGAACAGAGAGCUGAGCUGCUCCGGAUCUGUAGCCCUUCUGAUGUCGAAUGCUUGCAGUAUCACUUGCGUGCUGCUUAUGGUUAUAGACCUGCUCUUACCCCAGUGCCUUCCUAUGCCUACCUGGGAUGUGACCCCUAUAAAGACCCUCAUUGCACGCCCACAAUGAUAGCCCAGACUCCAUCAGGUCUGUAUCAUGUAUACCCUCAUUGUAACCCCACUGUUGACCCUCUCUGUGUCAGUAAUAUAGCCCCAGCUGCCCAAAGUGCAGUGGACGCUCCUAAGGAGCAGUACUGCAACCCGCUAUUUGAAAAAGGAUGCAACCCGCUCACUGCUAACAGACUGGUCACACGUAAGACUCCUGUGCUGCAGUAUGCCACGCCAAAAUGCCAUCCAUAUGAUCCCAACUGUAGCAAGUUUUCCCCUCCGGCUUCCGUUGAGGCAGUCAAGAACACACAGGAUGGCAUUAUCUUCCCCCAUCCUGACUGUGAUCCUGAGAUUGACUACAAUUGCCGUCUGCGCCGUGCAGAACAACAAACAAAAGCCAACAAAAAGACAGCUGAGGAACCCAAGGAUGAACUGGAAAGUGGUGAUACCAGAAAGACCAAAGCAGCACCACAGUACCAGUUCCCACGAUUUGAGGAUUUCCUGAGGGGAUACCUGGGUCACUAUAAGAAAUAA
This is a messenger RNA of Neoarius graeffei (lesser salmon catfish), 1152 nucleotides long. It is a transcript of the gene and2, whose product is annotated as actinodin2. Lineage: Eukaryota; Metazoa; Chordata; Actinopteri; Siluriformes; Ariidae. The transcript is spliced from 3 exons. Bases 1 to 1152 code for a protein of 383 amino acids. The record is from RefSeq and is a predicted model, not a curated record.